AAAUGUGCAAAUGCCCUGGUGAAUGUCAAAAAAUUUUUAAUAGAAUUUUUUCAUAUAUUCGUGCAUAUUAUUAAUUUAUAUUGUAAUAUGUUAUGUUGUAACAUGUUAUAAUAUCGCUUAAAUAUUUGUAAAUGAUAAGAAGCAUAACGGGGAAAAAACAAAACGGCGAAGAUGCCGGAGAUAAACGAGAAUAUGGAUCAGCAGAAGCUAAUGGCAGUAAUCAAGCCAAUGAGGGUAUUUCAACUCUUCGCGGUGCUGCUAUUGUUCGUGAUCAUGAUUUAUAUGAUUGUUAUGGAUCCUACGCCGAUAAGCGCUACUGUCUGCAUCCUCUUGAUUAUCCUAUCAGGCGUAUACACUUUCAUCUUAGCUAUUGGGUUAGUCGGCAACGCUGCCGGGAACAACUUGCAUCUUAUUCUGAUGGCUCUAUUCUCUUUACUUGGUCUAUUAUUUUUUGCUAUGGCUGGGAUUUUCUUGAUUUAUAAAGGCUAUCUUCAACUCAUAGUGAUAAUAGCAAUAACAUUGUGUCUAUUGACAGCGUUAUUUUUUUUGCUCGAUAUCACAAUGGUACUCACAUUUUGGAAGAAAAGAUACUCAAUCUGCGAACAAUGUUGCAGUAAUAACAUGACGGAACUUAUACUACGCAAAGCCGCCGAAUUAAAAGCACCCCAAAUAACGAGGCGUGAUAUAACGACCAGCUUGAGUGACAUCAGGGUACCCCGUGAACUGGAAGGUAUUGUAAUGCCUGACCACUGUUAUCGCAAAAUCGGAUAUUCUCGACGGCGAGAAUACAUUGACUGUCCUACCUGCGUACCAUCAUUAUACAAUCUUGGCAUCGCUCAAAUUCAAACGGAAUCGAAAAAGAUGUCCGUCAUGGAAUGUCAAACUCCGAAAAGAAUCAUGAAGGAAACACCGAUACAGACAUUAAGCAAAUGCGAAUUCUGUCAUCAACACAUACAGCUUCCCAUCACCGUAGGAGCUCAUGUGCCCAGUACGCAUUGUUUGCAACAUCCACAAUGGAAUUAUCCCACUGUCGUGCAGUUUCUUCGUGGAGAUACCAGCGGGUCGUGUUGCCCUAAAUGCAAAUGCGCUGAGGAUAAGAUAAAACAGCUGCAACAACAAUCACAGCAAUUAAAAUAUACGAGAUCACUGAUGUCAAAAGUAAAAUCUCCUCAUAAAAUGAGUGAGACACAGCAGAUUACAAAGGUUGAAAGCGGGAGCAGUAUUACAAAACUAAGGCAUCCAACAACCCACGCAUAUAUUUCUUCAUUUUAUGAACCGGACAAGAAAAUGCAGACCGCCCCGGAUAUCGACUACAAACAAAAAAUGGCUGCGAUAGAAAUGAAAAAAGGCAUAAGAGAGGACAUCGAUCAGAAAAUUGCGGGAAAAACCAAAAUAAAACUUGCGAAAACUAAAGAGUCCGAUAUAUUCGAAAAGAUCCUAGGGCAUGAAAACAUAAAGGAAAGACACAAGGACAGCAUGAAAGGAAGCGAAGAGAAGACAAUCAGAGGAAAAAAGAUCGAAAGAAGUAAGGGAGGAGGAGAACACAGCGCUAGAAUUAAUCAAGAGUUUAGAGGUGUAAUGGAACAAGAAAGCCCAAACUUAAAGGAAUCGUCGAUAGACAUGAGCAGAAUGUUAAGCACGCCGCUAAGUAGUAGAACGAAAUCUCGAACGUUGUUACACUUAAAAUCAAAUAAGGUGGAUCCAAUUACGGACGCAAAUGUAUUCGUGAUAAAUGAGGACUGCAGCCCCGAAAGAAUGGCAUCCAGAACGAUACUUGAUAAUCAGAAUAUUCAAGGAAGCGAGCAUUCAGCAAGGACUGGAACGCCGAAUCCUAUAAUUGAACGUCAGUUGAACGCUGCUUGUUCGCUCUAUAGGCCACAGAAGAGUUUAACGCCAACUUCGGACAAUUCAAGCUAUUAUAUCGUCUUUAAGGAUAGAAAGGGGAGACACUUUUGUGAAUUUUGCGCUCCGCUGAAAAGUAGAAAGAUAACAAGCAGAUUCGAAGGCACGGACUCAAGAAAGUUACGAUGUGCCAAUUGUCGAUUGCAUUUUCGUGAUCGAGGCAUCAAAACUAAAUCAGAUACUUAUCCAAAAUACAGUCGAUUGCAAAAGCAAAUGGCUUCUCCCACCACCACGUAAACAACAAUCACAAUUACAUAUCUCGCGUUGCAUAAAACGCACAUUGUGAUCGAAAACGUCGAUCGUGAUUACUUCCUUAAAAAUAUUUAUUCCUUACAAUAAUAGUUAUUAGGAAUAGCGAGAAACUUAAAAGUAUAUUUGUCUUCGCGCGGACAUGCUGAGAAGAAAUAAGCAACGCUGAUCGCGUUGUUGAUUAUUAUUAGCUGUAACUUAACACAAUUAGUGUAAGAUAACACUAUCGAAAGAACAUGAUUCAUACUUCUUUGUGACAUUCCUCGAAACAUGAUAUCAAGUGCGGGAUGCACAGCCAGCGGCGGGAUGCGCGUCAUUUGUAAUCUGCUGUAACAUUAUUAAUGUAACGCUGGCUUAAUGUCGAUUUUAUCUUUAUCUUCCAUUUUCAGUCUUGUAUUCUUAAAAUAUAGCAUGAUUUCUCGGAAAUGAGAAUGAUUUGGCUUAAGGUUCCUGACUAGCCGCCGCGACCAUAUUGGAUCGUGAUAUGAUAAAGAAAUGACACGUUGAAGUUUCUUACAUGCCACUUAUGAAUAAAGAGAAUUUGAGUAAAAUAAUAAUAAGAUAUAAUCCAUUUUUAUAUAAAUGUUUUAAAGCAUCUUAUUAUUUUUCCCGAAGUCACCCUUAUCUUCUUUAUAGUCA
Molecule: messenger RNA, 2790 nt
Organism: Trachymyrmex septentrionalis
Lineage: Eukaryota; Metazoa; Arthropoda; Insecta; Hymenoptera; Formicidae
Exons: 15
Coding region: 172-2139 (655 amino acids)
Source: RefSeq, a predicted model, not a curated record